GAUAAAAGAAAAAAACGACAUUUUAACACACACUCUAUUAUUAAGCGGCGUUAUUUUUUUGUGCAGUUCCCGGAAAAAACGCAAAUUCCCAAUAAGGAUUUUUGCUGAAAUAUAAUUGAAAAAUAAAGCAAUUUCCCCAGGAGUGAAAAUAAAGAAUAUUUUUUUUUACGCUCACCAUAUUUUAUUACAUUUUGUUUAUAUAAUUUAUAAUAAAUAAUAAAAAUAAAAGAUGGCCCAACAAGAACAAGAUAUUCCAACAUUCAAAUGCGUUUUGGUUGGUGAUGGUGGUACCGGCAAGACUACAUUCGUCAAACGUCACAUGACCGGUGAAUUUGAAAAGAAAUACGUUGCAACAUUGGGUGUCGAAGUACAUCCAUUGAUUUUCCACACUAAUCGUGGUGCCAUCCGUUUCAAUGUCUGGGAUACAGCUGGUCAGGAGAAAUUUGGCGGUUUGCGCGAUGGUUACUACAUUCAGGGACAGUGUGCUGUUAUUAUGUUCGAUGUAACAUCACGUGUUACAUACAAGAACGUACCAAAUUGGCACAGAGAUUUGGUGCGUGUUUGCGAGAACAUACCAAUUGUAUUGUGUGGCAACAAAGUCGAUAUUAAGGAUCGUAAAGUUAAGGCCAAGAGUAUUGUAUUCCACAGAAAGAAGAAUUUGCAAUACUACGACAUCUCUGCCAAAUCAAAUUACAACUUUGAAAAGCCCUUCCUCUGGUUGGCCCGUAAAUUGGUAGGUGAUCCCAAUUUGGAAUUUGUGGCUAUGCCCGCUUUACUGCCCCCAGAAGUCAAAAUGGACAAGGAUUGGCAAUUACAAAUCGAAAGAGAUUUACAAGAAGCUCAAGAAACCGCCUUACCCGACGAGGAUGAGGAUUUGUAAAUUUCCUUUUAAAAACAACAACAACAACACAACCCCUUACAACAACCACACUUUACAUAUUAUUAUUUGUUGAAAGAAAGUUGUAAAUUCCUUUAAUAUCUCCAGGGAAUUAUAGAUUUCUUUGUUCCAUAUUAAGCAACUUUAAAACCUUUAUAAGAUUUUAUUACAAAACAAAACCUGCUAAAAACUACAACAAAAGCUUAAUUAUUAUAAAUUUCAAUUAAAAAAAAAGAAAUAAUUAAAAGAAGAAAACACAAAAUCUAAUUUUAAAAAAUUCAAUAAAAUUACAAAAGAAAACC
Molecule: messenger RNA, 1179 nt
Organism: Lucilia cuprina (Australian sheep blowfly)
Lineage: Eukaryota; Metazoa; Arthropoda; Insecta; Diptera; Calliphoridae
Gene: Ran
Product: GTP-binding nuclear protein Ran
Exons: 3
Coding region: 230-880 (216 amino acids)
Biological process (GO): ribosomal subunit export from nucleus; protein import into nucleus
Cellular component (GO): nucleus; cytoplasm
Molecular function (GO): GTP binding; GTPase activity
Source: RefSeq, a predicted model, not a curated record